AUGGCGGCAAUGGCGGCGCUCUUCUUCAGCAGCGCGCUCUCCAGCACCAGCGCGGUGGCGAUGGCGACGGCGGCCCCAGUGCCGUGGCCGGUCGCGGGGACGGUCCCUCUGGCGGAGCUGCUGCGAAAUCUUCCGGCGCUCAAGGAGGUGAGGGUGAUGAAGCAGCAGGAGCAGCAGCAAAGCGAGGCGGAGCUGCGCUGCAUCGUGGUGGGAAGCCUGUGCGAGAAUGCGCGCGUGUACAAGCAGCCGGCGCUGGGCCUCCUCACGGCGCUGCGAGACGAGCGCGAUCCCGGAUGCACCAUCAAGCUCCUGGUGUCGAAUUUCACGCUCUCGUCUUCCACCGACGCGGAUGCCCGCGCGUGGUUCCCUCGGGGAGCGGUGGUGAGAAUCACGGAGCCGCGGGUUCUUCUCGCUGGAGCAGUGGGAAUGGCGAUGAUGGUCGACAAUCCAGCGUCCGUGGAGAUCGUGGGCUAUGGCGAUCUGGCCAACGAGGAUGCGAAUUCUCUGUGGAAGGAAGCCAAUGCUGCGUAUUCGCGUGGGGAGUACCGGAGAGCGGCGUUUCUCUAUGUGGAGUGCGUGGAGCGUGGAUUUCCCGGAGCCUUGCAAGCUUUCUCCCGUAGCAGCGAGGCUUGGCUCCGGCUGGGAUUCCACGAGAAGGCCUUUCUCGACGCGAGCAGGGCUCUGGCUGUGAAUCCUUCGCAUUUCCAGAGCCUGUUCGUCAAGGGACAAGCUCUGCUCGCCAUGCAAGAGUAUGCUAUGGCGCUCGAGUGCUUGCAAAACGCGGGGAAAGUUCUCGCCGCGUCCCCGGACGAACAAGGCAUGGCAAGAAAGGUGGCGGAAGCUUGCGAGCGCUGCUCGGCACUACAAGAACAAAGCGUGACCGGCGCUUACGAUCUCUCACAGUUCCUGCUCGGCGGAAGGAAUCCAAGCCUCGCUCCAGUGCUCAGCGACUUCGUGGGAUCCGUGAGGCUGCAGCUUGUCCAAGGCAAGGGACGGGGCUUGUUCGCCACCAAGGACCUCAAAGCUGGCGACCUCGUCCUCGUAUCGAACUCCAUCGCCCGCUCGACCAAAGGCGGCCUGGAGUUCCACGCGAAGAUUGGCCGGGUUUGCGCGGCAAACCGGCGAGUCCUCGCGCAGCUCACGGCCUUCUUUGACGAGAGGGAGAUGUUUGGCAUGGAUCUGUUCCUCCCAAACAGCGGCUGGUUCCAGGCACAUGACGAUCACUCCACGCCAACUUCGUCGUAUCGCUACGUCUUCAAGGAGCUGGGAAGCAGGAAUGGCCUGUGUCCUCUCGCAACCAUGAUCAACCACUCGUGCCUCCCAAACGUCUCGAGGCAUCCGGUGGGAGGAGCUCUCUUCGUGCGAGCUGGGAGGGACAUCUCCGCCGGGGAGGAGCUCAUCACUAGCUACGUGAAUCCAUUCCAGCCGCUGGCCCAGCGGCGCAAGCAAAUGGCCGAGAGGAACUUCAAGUUCGUGUGCCGCUGCGACCGGUGCAAGCUCGAGGAGAGGAUCGAGGCCGAGAAGCCGGGGGUGGCGACGAGAUACAUCAGCGCUCUGCAAAACCGGGGGGAUCCAAGCGCGGCUCUCAUGGAGAUGGUGAAGAUCUCCGAGGAGCUGGACUCCAUGGUGGAAGUCGGCAAGACCAGGGACUGGAUAGUUUCCUCGUAUCCAUACGUCUACUGGACUGCCGGCUAUCUCUCCCGCGGGAGCAAGGCCGAGAAGGAGGCGAGGCUGGAGAGCGCGGCCGCGGCGUUCCACGAGACUGCCCCGGGGGACUUGCUCACGCUGCGGAGGAUGGUGGAGCUUUGCAGCCCCGGCGGGAGUGACUUUAGCGGCGGCCCCGUGCACUGCAGCCGUGCCAUGAGGGAGAUCUUGGAGCGAGAGGCUGUGUCGUGCUUUGGACACCAUAACCAAGAGGUGCUGGAUGCUGUGAUACGUACCCCCGGUGCUACUGCCGCGGGAGAUCUCUCGUUCUAG
Molecule: messenger RNA, 1977 nt
Organism: Selaginella moellendorffii
Lineage: Eukaryota; Viridiplantae; Streptophyta; Lycopodiopsida; Selaginellales; Selaginellaceae
Exons: 1
Coding region: 1-1977 (658 amino acids)
Molecular function (GO): protein binding
Source: RefSeq, a predicted model, not a curated record